AUGGCGUAUGUGACAGAGAUGUCUACUGCCACUGUGGACUUCCUGGACAACCCAAUCAGUUGUAUUGAUGUGGCUCCCCUGACUGCACUUGUUGCACUGUCCUGUCCACCUACAACAUUUCAGGAGCAUGUCCCUGCUGGAUUUUUUCUGUUUGAAAUAAAUGGAAUGCAUAACUAUGAUUAUCUUUUGACGGUGCAUGAUGCCAGCUGCACCUCUCAACCUCAAAACUGGACUUCUUCGAGUGGUUUCGAGGACUCCCGAGAAAGGUAA
Messenger RNA from Gavia stellata (red-throated loon), 270 nucleotides. RefSeq names its product cation channel sperm associated auxiliary subunit delta (gene CATSPERD). Gene Ontology annotation, cellular component: CatSper complex; sperm principal piece. The transcript is spliced from 3 exons. Bases 1 to 270 code for a protein of 89 amino acids. Lineage: Eukaryota; Metazoa; Chordata; Aves; Gaviiformes; Gaviidae. The record is from RefSeq and is a predicted model, not a curated record. Gene Ontology annotation, biological process: flagellated sperm motility; sperm capacitation.